AUGGGCCGACUAAAAAUCCCUAAGCCAGUCCAGAUCUGGUUUCAGAACGAGAGGUCACGCCAGCUGAGGCAGCACCGGCGGGAAUCUCGGCCCUGGCCGGGGAGACGCGGCCCGCAAGAAGGCAGGCGAAAGCGGACCUCCGUCACCCCAUCCCAGACGGCCCUGCUGCUCCGAGCCUUUGAGAAGGAUCGCUUUCCCGGCAUCGCCACCAGGGAGGGACUGGCCAGAGAGACGGGCCUCCCGGAGUCCAGGAUUCACGUCUGGUUUCAGAACCGAAGGGCCAGGCACCCGGCACCGGGUGGCAGGGCGCCGGCGCACGCAGGCGGCCCCUGCAACUCGGCCCCCGGCGGGUGUCACCCUGCUCCCUGGUCGGUCGCCCCGGCAGGCGGGGAUGCUGCCUACGCCGCCCUGGCUCCUCCGGAAGGGGCGCUCUCCCACCCUCAGGCGCCUCGGUGGCCUCCGCACCCCCCGAGCAAAUGCCCGGGGGACCGCGACCCGCAGCGCGACGGCCUGCCGGGCCUGCCCGCUCAAGCUGGGCCACAGGGCCAAGGUGUGCUUGCGCCACCCCCGUCCCAGGGCAGUCCGUGGUGGGGCUGGGGCCAGGGGCCCCAGGUCGCCGGGGCCGCGUGGGAACCCCAAGCCGGGGCAGCUCCACCUCCCCAGCCCGCGGCCCCGCCCCCGGAGGGCUCCGCGCGGCAGGAGCAGAAGCGAGCCGUCCCGGCGCCCUCCCCACCGCCCCAGGAGCCCGGGCGCUCGUCCGCACUGCCCUCCGGCCUGCUGCUGGAUGAGCUCCUGGCGUGCCCAGAGUUUCUGCAGCAGGCGCACCCUUUCCUAGAAACCGAGGCCCCGGGGGAGCUGCAGGACUUGGAAGAGCCCGCCGGGCUGGAACCACCCCUCAGCGAGGAAGAAUACCGGGCCCUGCUGGAGGAGCUUUAGGACGCGGGCUGGGGACGGGGUCGGGGCAGGGCGGUGGCCUCUCUUUCGCGGGGAACCCCUGGCUGGGCACGGAGGGGCGUGUCUUCCCUCCGGGCUGACCCGCCUGGCAUUCCUGCCUUCUAGGUCUGGGCCCGGUGAGAGCCCCCGCACAGCGGAGAACUGCCAUUCUUUCCUGGGCGUCCCGGGGAUCCCGGAGCCGGAGCCGGCCCAGGUACCAGCAGGCCGAGCCCCGCAGCGGAGCGCCAGGCCCACCGCCCCGACCGCCGACCACAGAGGAGCCACACGCAGGACGACUGAAGCCUGAUUUCGGAUUCCACGUCGCUUGGCCCUCUGCAAGGGGGCCAGUUGCUCACGUCUCUCCGGCCCCCCCCCCCGAGGGGCUGACCGUGUUGACGGUUUGCUUCCGGAGCCCUGCGGGCACCCCGAAACAUCCAGGGAAGGGUGGAAGA
Messenger RNA from Symphalangus syndactylus (siamang), 1385 nucleotides. RefSeq names its product double homeobox protein 4-like protein 2. Gene Ontology annotation, molecular function: RNA polymerase II transcription regulatory region sequence-specific DNA binding; DNA-binding transcription factor activity, RNA polymerase II-specific. Gene Ontology annotation, cellular component: nucleus. Gene Ontology annotation, biological process: regulation of transcription by RNA polymerase II. NCBI's taxonomy places the organism in Eukaryota, Metazoa, Chordata, Mammalia, Primates, Hylobatidae. The record is from RefSeq and is a predicted model, not a curated record.